AUGAAGCGAAUCCCGAUCUCCAUCUCUUGGCACCCACUCUGGCCACGACAGACAUGGCGUUUGCCCCAGGCUGUGGGAAGGAAGACCUCAACUUUCACAGUUUGCCACGACAAACCGCCGAGUCGAAUUUGCUACGCAGACUUGACGCGAAUGGUCGAGGAAGCACGGCACCCACUGAAGCGAGGACCUGGAACGUGCUGCAGACAGACUGGGUUUUCGAAGGCCGACUGCGGCUACCGGUAUAGAUCGACCCUCCGUGGAUGGAGUUAUAUUGCAGCUGCAAGGGCCAUUGGCCGAGACAAGCAGAAGGGCAGGCAGUCCGACGUUGAUAUGGAUCAUCUUCUGGACCUCGUGCUUGAGCAGGAAGGUCUGUGUGCAUAUUCUGGCAUACCCAUGGAGCUGCUGAUACCAAACUCGCACUGGGGGGUUUCCAUCGAGAGAAUAGACACUCAACUAGGGUACAUGAAGGGAAACUGCUGUCUGAUUGCUGCUGAGUUUAAUACGACGGUUCGAAAUCCGCGGCAUGAGGCUGGCACUUCUUGCGGGUCUGCACAGUGGUCCAGGCAGAAGGUCCAGCGAGUCGCACAUGUUCGGACAGAGCAGGUGCAGUUGCAUUCGCUGCAGGAAGACAUUGCUGCUGCACGGUUGCGCCCGGUCCGAAGUCAGACGGCAAGUUCCCAGGACUUCAGAGGACCAGACUCAGCAGGCAACUGGCGAUGUGGUCGCUGUGGAAACUGGCUGGAGAUGGAUCAAUUUGCCAAGCGAACUGCAAGCAAGAAUGGAUUGCAAUAUCAUUGCAAGAAAUGCGGCAGCGACUUUUGCUCAGCUGUUCGGCAGACGCUGCGUGGGCAUGUGCUCGAUAUGGUGAGGAAUGCUCGCCACAGAGCUACCAAGCACCCAUUGUGUGGAAGCUCUUUGCUCAAUACGGACGACGUUCUUGAAAUGCUAUGGCUCCAAGGUGGACGCUGCUACUACUCAGGUGUCCCUUUGCAUUGUGCAGCAGGGCCCGCUGAUUGGGUCUGGUCCAUCGAGCGUCUGGACAACUCCGUGACAUAUACUAGAGAGAACUGCGUUCUGAUCGCGCGGGAGUUUCAAACAGCUGACCAGAGUCGCAACAAGGCCAAAUUUCCAGUUUUCGGCACGGCUCAAUGGUCAAUCAGCAAGGCAGCGCACAUUUGGGGGCCAUACGUGCCGGGCGUUGGCGACGAUUGUGAAGUCCACAAAUAA
Symbiodinium sp. CCMP2592 is the source of this 1227-nucleotide messenger RNA. NCBI's taxonomy places the organism in Eukaryota, Dinophyceae, Suessiales, Symbiodiniaceae. The record is from the annotation of a GenBank genome assembly.